AUGACACUGAACGUCAGUGCCUAUGGCCUGGAGACAGCCCGCACCCCGUCCUACGUCAGCCCAUCCUUCGGUAGAGUCAAGGAGAGCAGCACUUCUGUCAUCGGUCAUCAGGGGGCAGCAGUGAACAGCAGCAUAGUCACUAAAACUGAAGCUGUGGAAAUUAAACCCGAGAAUAAGAAAGAGAAAGAGGAGCAGCAGGAGAAGGAGGAGCAGCAAAAACAGCAGGAGCAGCAGGAAAAGGAGGAGCAACAAAAACAGCAGGAGGAGCAGAAGCAAGAGGAGCAGCAGAAGCAGCAGGAGGAGCAGGAAAAGGAGGAGCAACAAAAACAGCAGGAGGAGCAAAAGCAGGAGGAGCAGCAGAAGCAAGAGGAGCAGCAGGAGAAGGAGGAGCAGCAAAAACAGCAGGAGGAGCAGCAGAAAGGAGAGGAGCAGAAGCAAGAGGAGCAGCAGAAGCAGCAGGAGGAGCAGGAAAAGGAGGAGCAACAAAAACAGCAGGAGGAGCAAAAGCAGGAGGAGCAGCAGGAGAAGGAGGAGCAGCAAAAACAGCAGGAGGAGCAGCAGAAGGAGAAGCAGCAAAAACAGCAGGAGGAGCAGGAAAAGGAGGAGCAACAAAAACAGCAGGAGGAGCAGCAGAAGGAGAAGCAACAAAAACAGCAGGAGGAGCAGGAAAAGGAGGAGCAACAAAAACAGCAGGAGGAGCAGCAGAAGGAGAAGCAACAAAAACAGCAGGAGGAGCAGCAGAAGGAGAAGCAGCAGAAGCAAGAGGAGCAGCAGGAGAAGGAGGAGCAGCAAAAACAGCAGGAGCAGCCGAAGCAGGAGGAGCAGCAAAAACAGCAGGAGGAGCAGGAAAAGGAGCAACAAAAACAGCAGGAGGAGGAGCAGCAGAAGCAAGAGGAGCAGCAGGAGAAGGAGGAGCAGCAAAAACAGCAAGAGGAGCAGGAAAAGGAGGAGCAACAAAAACAUCAGGAGGAGCAGAAGCAAGAGGAGCAGCAAAAGCAGGAGGAGCAGCAAAAAGAGCAGGAGGAGCAGGAAAAGGAGCAGCAACAAAAACAGCAGGAGGAGCAAAAGCAGGAGGAGCAGCAGAAGCAAGAGGAGCAGCGGGAGAAGGAGGAGCAGCAAAAACAGCAGGAGGAGCAGGAAAAGGAGGAGCAACAGAAACAGCAGGAGGAGCAGCAGAAGCAAGAGGAGCAGCAGGAGAAGGAGGAGCAGCAAAAAGAGCAGGACCAGCAGAAGCAGGAGGAGCAGCAGGAGAAGGAGGAGCAGCAAAAACAGCAGGAGCAGCAGAAGCAGGAGGAGCAGCAGAAGCAGAAAAAACAGCAGGAGGAGCAGGAAAAGGAGCAACAAAAACAGCAGGAGGAGAAGCAGAAGCAAGAGGAGCAGCAGGAGAAGGCGGAGCAGCAAAAACAGCAGGAGCAGCAGGAGAAGGAGGAGCAGCAAAAACAGCAGGAGCAGCAGAAGCGAGAGGAGCAGCAGAAGCAGGAGGAGCAGCAAAAACAGCAGGAGGAGCAGGAAAAGGAGGAGCAACAAAAACAGCAGGAGGAGCAGCAAAAACAGCAGGAGGAGCAGGAAAAGGAGGAGCAACAAAAACAGCAGGAGGAGCAGGAAAAGGAGGAGCAGCAAAAACAGCAGGAGGAGCAGCAGAAGCAAGAGGAGCAGCAAAAACAGCAGGAGCAGCAGAAGCAAAAGGAGCAGCAGAAGCAAGAGGAGCAGCAGGAGAAGGCGGAGCAGCAAAAACAGCAGGAGCAGCAGGAGAAGGAGGAGCAGCAAAAACAGCAGGAGCAGCAGAAGCAGAAGAAGCAGCAAAAACAGCAGGAGAAGCAGGAAAAGGAGGAGCAACAAAAACAGCAGGAGGAGCAGGAAAAGGAGGAGCAGCAAAAACAGCAGGAGGAGCAGGAAAAGGAGGAGCAGCAGAAGCAAGAGGAGCAGCAAAAACAGCAGGAGCAGCAGAAGCAAAAGGAGCAGCAGAAGCAAGAGGAGCAGCAGGAGAAGGAGGAGCAGCAAAAACAGCAGGAGCAGAAGGAGAAGCAGCAGAAGCAAGAGGAGCAGCAGAAACAGGAGGAGCAGCAAAAACAGCAGGAGGAGCACCUCUUAUCAAAUCAGACUAAAAGCAUUUUUUUUAUAGUUAAACAUGAUUCAUUUAAACUGAGUGCCCCCCCCUUGUCUUAA
Messenger RNA from Thalassophryne amazonica, 2166 nucleotides. Its product is annotated as trichohyalin-like. The record is from RefSeq and is a predicted model, not a curated record. The transcript is spliced from 5 exons. The coding region runs from base 1 to 2166 and encodes 721 amino acids. NCBI's taxonomy places the organism in Eukaryota, Metazoa, Chordata, Actinopteri, Batrachoidiformes, Batrachoididae.